Molecule: messenger RNA, 2343 nt
Organism: Galendromus occidentalis (western predatory mite)
Lineage: Eukaryota; Metazoa; Arthropoda; Arachnida; Mesostigmata; Phytoseiidae
Product: autism susceptibility gene 2 protein homolog
Exons: 9
Coding region: 1-2343 (780 amino acids)
Source: RefSeq, a predicted model, not a curated record
AUGGUGGCGAACGCUAUUCCCCCGAUUCCCGCAAAUCAGCUCGCGGUCUCGUCGAGCGGUGGUACAACGCACACAACAAAUACUCUUACUAGUCUCGUUUUUCCCAAAACUUGGAGCAAUUGCCCGUCUCCUGUUGCCGCCAUCACGUCUACGACGACGAAUCGACCAGGAGUUGUCGAAUCAGCAACGAACCCAAGUCUAGCGGCGACAUCGACAGCGACUUCAAUGGCUACGGUGACGACGAGCAGCGCGUCGAAAACAGUGCCUCAGCAAUUGAGCUAUCCUCCAGGGGCGCAUCCCUCUGCUCCGGCUUCCGGGCAGUAUCCCAAUGCGGGUGGACUCGGUUUGAAUCCUUCGGGGGCAGCACAACCUGGCGGUCCUUUCCCCGACCAGUUGUUGCAGCCAAAUGCGGAUCUCCUACGGCGUGAACUAGAUGCGCGUUUCAUUGCAAGCCAGGAUCGAUCAAUUGCGAUACCGCCUCCACCUUAUAUGCGUGGAGAUCAUAGUCAUCCGACGCAAACGCCUCUGCCGUCAUCCUUCCUCCAACACCUGGUGCCUGGUCAACCACCACCGCCGUCGUUGUUCGAUCCCAAAUACGCAGCAAAACUGGAUCCUGUGGCCGCGUUGAAAUACCCCGGCUCGAUACCGGGACUCCCACCGGGAGCGUCUCCUUAUCCCCCUCACGUUGGUCCUCCAAUCAUCAAUCAUGCGAAUACGCCAACGUCAAGUACACCUUUCACGUCGAUCAACCCGACGUCGAGCACGAGCCUAGCUGCCAAGAUGCAGCCAUUCCAGAAAUCCAAAUCAAACAAAACCGGGAAAUGGUGUGCCAUGCACGUGCGGAUCGCGUGGGAGAUCUACAAUCAUCAGCAGAAGAACGGACAAGCCACUUCGCAGUUGUCGAACGCACCGUCUGUCGCUUCGAAAGGUUUCAUCCAAGGACCACCACCCAACCAGGGUCGAUUGUCCUCUUCGAGUGAUCAUACGCCCAAGCAGGAAGCCGUGACGAAAAAUCGGCCAGGCUCCUCGACGAGUUCCGUGAGCCAAUCGCCUAGCUCAACUCCCACGACGCGUGAUCCCCCGGGAGUUUUCCCUAAUCUCAUGCCGCCCGGUGGUCACGGUCUGCCUCGACAUCCAUCGGGACCGCCAAACACUAGCCCCGCCGCCAUAUCCGGCGGUAAUUCUGCCUACCCGCCGUACCCAUUCUUGAGCAAUUUGGCUCUACCUCCCGGACUGCCAACUUCAGUCAACCAGCGGACCUCGUCUGUCAUCACAUCAUCGGCAUCGAUGAAACAUCAUGCGCAGUCGCAGCACGGGCAUCCAGCAUUGUCCCCCUCCCCGAAAGUGUCGCAAAGUUCUCCUUUCACGUCUACCUCGAGAGGUUUCCCUCCGGCUACACCUUUCCCGGGCGCACCCCCCUUCGGAGCAAUGCCACCUCCGCCUCCUCAUGGACUCGGCUUUCCUGGUGCCCCCGGUAGCAGCUCAAUGCUUCAGGGCAGAGAGGCACUCUCAAUGGAUCCAUAUCGACCUCAAAUGGAUCAAUAUCGAUUGGGUCUCCGUCCCCUUGCCCCCUACGGCGCGCUCGGACACCAUCCCUCGGCACCUGGUCUUGGACUGCCUCCCGGGAUGGUUCAGGGCUGGGGUGGCUUGAAAGCCGAAGCAGAAAAAGAAGAUCGGGAGCGGAAGGAAAAAGAACAUUUGGAAAGUCAGAAGAAAGCUCACGAGGAGAUCAAGCAGCGAGAACGAGAUCGCAACGGGCAUCCAGAAAAAGCCGCAACAAGAGAGCGCGAGCCCCGUGUGAAGGAAGAACCCGAACAGCAGAGUAGCCACAAAGCAUCAGCGAAACCCGCCGAUGACCUGGCCAUGCGUCUGAGCGCUGCUGCCUCAGGUUCAACCGGGGUCCUGAUGGGCGCCCCGCAUGCAUUAGGUGUGUCGAUGUGGCCCACGGCGCCCCCCAUACCCGGUGAUUAUUACCGUGCGAUGAUGAUGCUCGGUCAUCCACCCGGCGGCGAUAGACUGCGACCGGAAGACAUUGAGAAGAUCCAGGCUUACGAGAGGGAAUUCGAGCGCAGUAAGCUGCUGUCUGGGAUCGCUGGUCCGCCAAACCCGCCUUUCAUGCCUCCGCCGGGUGGACAUCCAUUCCUGCCGGGAUUGGGAACACCUCAAGGACUACCCGGUUUGCGCCAUAAAUUAGGUGUGGGCGGUCCAGGUCUGCCCGGAAUGCCGAUGGGUGUCGGACCCGGUGUGGGAGUCCCACCACCGCUGAUUCCGAGCGCGCCUGGCGCGCCCCCUGGUCAUAUGCACAAACUCUCCUCGAUGAUGCCUGAUAAACCAAUGAGAUGA